GUUCUUCUGAAUGGAACAAUGUGACGGUCGGAAGUGACAGCCUUAACAACGCGGGGUUAACGAUUAAGCCAGGUACGGGCCGUUACCGUACAUAAGACAUGCAUACCUGCGCCCACACAGGCUGCAGCACACAUAAUAACCGAGUGCAGGAUAUGAGACAACCGUUGUGUGGCGUUCAGCAGUGCCCUCUGUUCUGUGUCUGUUUUGAGUUCUCUCGUCUCCUCUGUGGACCUCCGCGUUUUAGGAGAACACCGGCCACAGCGCUGGAGGAUAAGUACUUUUCCGCAGUUCAGUAACCUUAUCCAUGCGCUGCAGACCUUUAAAUACUCCUCAUAAAAUAGCCACGUGGUGUAAGGUGAGACCCUCCCAGCCCGGGACACCGACUGGCGCGAGCUAGUCUGAGAGGACAGUCAGAGUGCGUGCAGGACUGCGCUCUAGGAUGACUUUCUGAAAAGAUCUUCAUACUCAAAGUAGGCUACUGGACCUAGGCUACUUCAUUAACUUUUUAAGACCAACGUUUCAAUACCUUUUGGCUACCAGACGUUAUUGACCAGAUUAGGCUAUCAGAGAACAUUGACCAGAUAACAAUUUGUUUGUUUCUUUGUUUUUGCUCUCUUUUUGUAAAACAUAUGUUUCAUUCUUCUAUCCAUCUGUCUACCUUGAGCACGCAGUGAAUGGAGAACAUACUCGAGCUUCUCCCGAAGCACCGGCAAGAUCUCACGCACGCCUUGGGGAGAGCGGCGACUCACACCUGCCUUUGCAGACGCAAGAGUAGCCUAGUUGCGCCCUCGAAUCGUUUUUUUAUUACCACAUAAUUUCGCGUUCGUGACCAUACCUGAGUGCCACUCACCAGCAUUCUUUAAUGGGAUAAAUUAUCUUGUGAGAUCAGGUUAUUAAAAACCGAUCAAGGGAACUCUAAACUCAAUUAAACGUCCCACACCUUUGGCCAUAACCUAUAUUUCUCAUUCAGUCUACUGUCCCCAAAAGCUUCCGCAUGGUACUUUGGUCGAAAGAGCAAGACAAACCGUCGGACACCGACAUGUCAUCGGGGGCGAUAGAGAUGAAGAAGGAGGUGGUGCCGCCGGCGUACCUCCACUCCAACGGCUCCGUUCACCCAGCCAUCCUCACCGAGGACCCCGAGGAGAUGAGACCUGAGGAGAGGGGCGAGUACGAGCUCACGGAGGUGACAUCCGUUGCGGACAGGUCUGGUGAACCAGGAGAUGAGGACCGGGAGAUAGUGGUGAUAGACUGCAGGGCGAACGCCAAGGGCCAGCGCGAGGAGGACGCUCUCCUGGAGAACGCCAGCCAGAGCAAUGAGAGUGACGACAUAAGCACUGACCAGAGCCCAGAGCCACCGCCGCCAUUAAAGGAGACCUCCUUCUCCAUUGGCCUCCAGGUGGUCUUACCGUUCCUGCUGGCCGGGUUCGGGACGGUGGCGGCGGGUAUGGUGCUGGACAUCGUUCAGCACUGGACGGUGUUUACAGAGGUGACAGAGGUCUUCAUCCUGGUCCCGGCGCUGCUGGGGUUAAAAGGCAACCUGGAGAUGACACUGGCCUCCAGAUUGUCCACAGCAGCUAAUGUUGGUCAGAUGGACUCAGCCAAGGACAUGUGGAAGAUGAUUGUUGGAAACCUCGCCCUCAUCCAGGUCCAGGCCACAGUAGUAGGGUUCCUGGCGUCCAUCGCUGCGGUGAUCUUUGGCUGGAUCCCAGAGGGGAACUUUAGACUGGGACAUGCUAUCUUGCUGUGUGCCUCCAGUGUGGCUACCGCAUUCAUCGCCUCUCUGAUACUAGGGAUCAUUAUGAUUGGUGUGAUCAUUGCGGCCAGGAAGGUGGGCAUCAACCCUGACAACGUGGCCACGCCCAUCGCUGCCAGUCUGGGAGACCUGAUCACCCUCUCUCUGCUGGCUGGCAUCAGCACAGGAUUGUACAAGGAGCUAGAGUUUAACGACUAUGCCAACCCGUUGGUGUGUGCUGUGUUUGUGGCACUGACCCCUCUGUGGGUGCUGAUCGCUCGGAGGAUCCCCUCCACAAGAGAGGUGCUCUACUCAGGCUGGGAACCUGUCAUCAUCGCCAUGGCAAUCAGCAGUGUUGGGGGUCUGAUCCUAGAUAAGACUGUGUCCAACCCCAACUUUGCUGGUAUGGCUGUCUUCACUCCUGUUAUCAAUGGUGUGGGAGGUAACCUGGUAGCAGUGCAGGCCAGUAGAAUCUCCACCUAUCUGCACAUGAACGGUAUCCCAAUGGGAGACCCUGACCCCAACCCCAGGAAAUGCCCCACUCCCUGCACCUCCUUCUUUAGCUCCAAUGUGAACUCUCGUUCGGCGCGGGUGCUCUUCCUCCUGGUUGCUCCAGGUCAUCUGGUCUUCCUCUACACCAUCAACUCCAUGCAGGGAGGACACACCACUCUAACAUCCACAUUCAUUGCCUUCUACAUGGCAGCUGCACUACUGCAGGUAUUGAUCCUGUUGUACCUGGCUGACUGGAUGGUCCACUGGAUGUGGAGUAGGGGAAUGAACCCUGAUAACUUCUCUAUUCCCUACCUGACGGCCCUGGGAGAUCUGCUGGGGACCGGCUUCCUGGCCCUCUGCUUCCAUGUCCUCUGGCUCAUUGGAGACAGAGACACCGACGUGGGAGACUAAGCAUACACACAGCUGGACAGUAUACAUACACGGCAUCAACGCCGGAUCACCGGAAACAACCUGAACAACUGAACUGUACAGUAUCUCCCUCUAGACAUCUGAACCACAGAACAGCUGAAUGACUUUCAGACCCAGACCAAACCCCCCUCCCCUCCCUGGGUCGCAGACUACGCUUCUCUUUCUUUAUUUGACUAAAUAAGAGAGUUCUACUACUAUUAUUUUUUAUUAUUAUUACUAUGACAACGAUUAUGAUUAUUAUUGGUAAUAGUGAAUUUGAUAUGAAUCUAUAUCUGUUUUAUCAUUGGGCAGAUUAAUCCUCAUUAUUUUCAAUGGGGACAUUCUCCCUUGGGCCAGUCACGUUGGCCGCAUUUGUAAAGAUGAGAUACAUUUUAAAGACUUGAAAUGAAGACAGACAGCAAAAAAACUCACACAAGCCUAGAAUACUUAAUCACCAAGUGCUAUAUGUAUAAAGAGAUUAAUUAAUUAUGAGAUAUGGGGCCGAUUCCGACCCGAGUUAAGCGCGAGUAAAUGGAACGUAAUUCCCUUUUAAUGCA
Molecule: messenger RNA, 3189 nt
Organism: Coregonus clupeaformis (lake whitefish)
Lineage: Eukaryota; Metazoa; Chordata; Actinopteri; Salmoniformes; Salmonidae
Product: solute carrier family 41 member 1-like
Exons: 11
Coding region: 995-2635 (546 amino acids)
Biological process (GO): monoatomic cation transport
Cellular component (GO): plasma membrane
Molecular function (GO): monoatomic cation transmembrane transporter activity
Source: RefSeq, a predicted model, not a curated record